Molecule: messenger RNA, 630 nt
Organism: Cladophialophora yegresii CBS 114405
Lineage: Eukaryota; Fungi; Ascomycota; Eurotiomycetes; Chaetothyriales; Herpotrichiellaceae
Exons: 1
Coding region: 1-630 (209 amino acids)
Biological process (GO): mRNA splicing, via spliceosome
Cellular component (GO): spliceosomal complex; U2AF complex
Molecular function (GO): pre-mRNA 3'-splice site binding; metal ion binding
Source: RefSeq, a predicted model, not a curated record
AUGGCCAACUACCUCGCCUCCAUCUUCGGCACGGAACAAGACAAGGUCAACUGCUCCUUCUACUACAAGAUCGGCGCCUGCCGGCACGGCGACCGCUGCUCCCGCAAACACGUCAAACCCUCGUACAGCCAGACGAUCCUGCUGCCGAACCUGUACCAGAACCCGGCCUACGACCCGAAGAACAAGAUGAACGCGUCCCAGCUCCAGAACCACUUUGACGCCUUCUACGAGGACUUUUGGUGCGAGAUGUGCAAGUACGGCGAGCUCGAGGAGGUCGUGGUGUGCGACAACAACAACGACCACCUCAUCGGCAACGUGUACGCGCGGUUCAAGUACGAGGACUCGGCGCAGGCGGCGUGCGACGCGUUGAAUUCCCGCUGGUACGCGGCGCGGCCGAUCUACUGCGAGUUGAGUCCCGUGACGGAUUUCCGUGAGGCGUGCUGUCGGCUGAACAGUGGCGAGGGGUGCGUGAGGGGCGGGUUCUGCAACUUCAUCCACAGAAAGGAGCCAUCCCCGGAAUUGGAGCGCGAGCUGGAACUGAGUACCAAGAAGUGGCUCAAGGAGCGGGGGAGGGAUGAGAGGAGCAUGUCGAGGAGUCCGAGCCCGGAGCCGACGAGGAAGAGAUACUAG